AAUAACAAACCUACUUUAACUAUAACCUAUUUUAACACACUGUUAUAAAGCAAAUUUCUCUUUGAUUAAUUUUUUAAAUAAUUAUUAACUAAUACUGUUUUAGAUUCAUAAAUUUGGAGCAAACUCUUGAGAGGUGACUGAUAAUUAUCGGUAACGACCCGUUUUUCUAUGUGAUAAAAGCUUAACGGUUAGCCGCUUACUUAUCGACAUAACCUCUUCUGCAUGUUCAAUUUAUUUAUAUACAAUCUAAUUUAACUUUUCGAAUCGGAUUAUUGUUAGUUUUCUAUCCAUUUAUUCAGUGGAAUAUUCUAAUUGUAUAUGAUAAAACGUAUAUAUAAAAUAAAAAUAGCACUCAAAAAAUAUAAUUCUUGUAAAUUUCUUGGUGAAUUUAUCAAGUAAUCAUCAAAAAAGAUAGAUUGCAUUUGUUUUUGUGACUGCAAGAAUAAAAAAUAAAUAAUAAUGUCAGGGCCAAUGGUACUGUGCCAGCUAUGGAUGGGUGGUUUGGAACCUUAUAUGACUGAGAGUUUCAUCAUGAAUGCAUUUCACAAGAUGGGUGAGCAACCACAGACAGUGAAGGUAAUGCGGAAUAGAUACACUGGCGAGCCUGCAGGAUAUUGUUUUGUACAUUUUCCAACUGAUGAAAUGGCACUCGAUGCAAUGCACAAAUUAAAUGGCAAAGUAAUACCUGGUUCGAAUCCUCCAGUGCGGUUCCGCUUAAAUCAUGCUAGCACCACAGGAAAACCUGCUGCUGAAAGAGAAUUUAGCAUUUGGGUAGGCGACUUGUCCACUGACGUAGACGAUUACUCCUUAUACAGAGCAUUUGCCGCAAAAUAUAAUUCAAUUAGGACAGCAAAAGUUAUUUUGGAUAGUUCUGGAUUUAGUAAAGGAUACGGUUUUGUCAGAUUUGCAAAUGAGGAGGAACAGAAGAAUAGCCUUAUCACCAUGAAUGGUUAUAGAGGGCUUGGUACAAAAUCUUUGAAAAUCUGCAACGCUGUGCCUAGACCGUGGAAUAAAAUAUCCGGUUCAACACCACCACAAUCAACCUCUGAUUAUCCACCUUCAAACAUGAAUUCAGAGGCAUAUAAUUAUUACGAUACAUCAUCUUAUUGGAAUAGUUACAGUGCUUGGCAACAAGGCUAUUAUGAAAGUGAACCAACAUCAGAUGCUUACAACAGCUAUGUAUCGGAUCAAAAACCUGAGGAAGAUGAAUUAGAACUAAUUGAGCAUUCCAUCCCCAUUGAUAUUGACAAGGCAAAUAGAGAAAUAAUCGAACAGGACUACAAUUUGUGGGACGCUUUGGAAAGUUCAAAAUGGAUUCCCUGCGACACUAUAGAACUGUGCUACUAAUUAUUGGAAAAAAAAUUAUGCGCGGCUUAUACCGAGAAAUCA
Molecule: messenger RNA, 1389 nt
Organism: Linepithema humile (Argentine ant)
Lineage: Eukaryota; Metazoa; Arthropoda; Insecta; Hymenoptera; Formicidae
Gene: Secp43
Product: tRNA Selenocysteine associated protein
Molecular function (GO): RNA binding
Source: RefSeq, a predicted model, not a curated record